AUGUUCUUAUCCCGUUUCAUAGACUCUGCAAACUCGAGAGUUACCUUCCGAACCUCUGGAUCCAGAACAGCCACGGUAGCGAAUUUAUUCACGAGGCUCCUGAGUGCAUGCCUUGGACAGAGUUCACUGCAACCGUGGCGCUCUGACUCUGUUAAUACCCCGCCUUCUUGUCCUGGAUCGUCUCCCACUGAGGCACUUGACGAGUUUGUAUUGUCAAAACGUUUGUCUCUCUGAUAUCUUUUCUCGACAAUAGCAAAACUGCAACACCAUCACAAAAUGGCAGUUGAACCGUAUCGACUUACGGCGACCCAGGCGUCAGCCAAGAUAAGGGCCGGGGAGUUGACUGUGGAGGAGUACGCGCGCUCGCUCUUGUCUCACAUUGAGGAGAGAGACCCCCUAGUCAAAGCUUGGGAGUAUUUGAACCCAGAGCAGGUGAUUGCACAAGCGAAGGCAAUGGAUGCGAUACCGCCAGAGAAGCGCGGACCCCUACACGGCGUUGCGAUCGCAGUCAAAGACGUUAUCUACACAAAGGAUAUGCCAACACAGCACGGAUCUCCAAUCUACGCUAGAGACGCUCCCAAAGUCGAUGCCGGUUCCAUCAUAAUUUUGCGACAGGCUGGCGCGCUGCUUCUUGGCAAAACAACCACGACCGAAUUCGCAGCGACGGUUCAAGGUCCAAAGACAGUAAACCCACACGGCACGAACCGAACCCCCGGUGGCUCCUCGUCAGGAUCAGGCGCCGCUAUUGCGGAUUUCCAAGCGCCUAUCGGCCUAGGCACCCAGACAGGCGGAAGCACGAUCCGCCCUGGAUCUUUCAAUGGCAUCUACGCCCUGAAGCCGACGUGGAACUCCAUCACGCGCGAGGGUCAGAAGAUUUACUCCUUGAUCCUAGAUACGCUCGGUUUCUUCGCCCGUAGUGUCGAAGACCUGCAAUUGAUGGCCGAUGUCUUUGACUUGAAAGAUGACGAGCCCCCGAAGGACACCUUCACUGUCAAGGGCGCCAAGUUCGCUCUAUUGAAGACGAUGGUUUGGCCUCAAGCUGGACCCGGCACCAAGUCUGCGAUGGCGAAGGCUGAGGAGCUUCUCAAGGCUCACGGAGCCGAGGUUGAAGAGAUUGAAUUUGAUCCUGAGCUUGAGGAGCUGCCUCAGUGGCAUGCUACGGUGUUGCACAGCGACGGAAGAUCCGCUUUCCUGCCAGACUACCGCGCUGCUAAGGAUCAACUGCACGAGUUCUUGAUUUCGCAUGUUGACAACACCAACAAGAUCAGCAGAGCGGAGCAGCUAGAGGCGUUUGACAAUAUUGCCAUCGCAAGGCCCAAGGUUGAUAAGAUGCUGGGCAAGUAUGAUGCUGUUUUGGUGCCUAGCGUCGUUGAUGAGGCGCCGGAAGGAACCUCGAGCACCGGAAGUGCAGCUUUCAACGCUCCUUGGACAGCGCUGCAUGUUCCCGUUGUCAACAUUCCAGGUUUCAAGGGUCCGAACGGGAUGCCCGUUGGCGUGUCCCUCGUAGCUCCCAGGUAUCACGACCGCCAUCUCUUGGUAGUCUCCAAGGCUGUCGGCAAGAUCUUCGAGGCGGAGGGUGGCUGGAAAUCUGCCUUAUAGAUUAUGAGCCAUAAGACAGUUGGGACGUUUCACACAUUUCUUUAUUCACUUUAGUUUCCCUUAGCCUCGGUGAAAUUGCUCAUCAUACGUCGGCUGUUGGGGCAAAGGUUUGGGGACUGCGAUUUAGAUACUCAUCUAUUUCAUAAUCCUAUUUUCUACCUAUGAGCUGC
This is a messenger RNA of Colletotrichum scovillei, 1769 nucleotides long. RefSeq names its product amidase. Bases 277 to 1599 code for a protein of 440 amino acids. The transcript has 4 exons. Lineage: Eukaryota; Fungi; Ascomycota; Sordariomycetes; Glomerellales; Glomerellaceae. The record is from RefSeq and is a predicted model, not a curated record.